AUGAGGGCUUCCACUCUUAGUUUGCUGUUUUUCUUCCUUUUCUUUCCUCUUCCUUGGCUGAAUCUGAUGAAGGAAAGGAGGUGCAAAUGUAUGCUGGUCCAAGGGAUGCUUCUGACAGCAUGCAGGAUGGUAUUCAUCGGUUCUUUGGAUGUCUCUGGCUUGGGACUGGUUUCCAGCAGCUUACUUAAGGAGCCUGCCAUCUACUCCUCACGUGUUCUCUGUUUUUCAAAAAAGGCUGAAGCUCUUGAGAUUUUCUCCAGUUGGACUCACAAAACAGAACAUAUUCAAAGAAUUCAUGCAACCACUGGGUUGCCAUUUAGCUCAAUGCUUUUCUUUGAUGAUGAGGAUAGGAAUAUUCAAACGGUAUCCAAAAUGGGUGUGACAAGCAUUUUAGUUGGUAAUGGGGUGAACCUUGGAGCUUUGAGGCAGGGAUUGUUGGAAUUCUCUCGAAAGUCAGCUUCAUCUAGCCGGAGAAAAGAUGCAUUCUGCUAUAUUCUCACCAAGUAA
This is a messenger RNA of Prunus armeniaca (apricot), 507 nucleotides long. Lineage: Eukaryota; Viridiplantae; Streptophyta; Magnoliopsida; Rosales; Rosaceae. The record is from the annotation of a GenBank genome assembly.